Messenger RNA from Rotaria sp. Silwood2, 822 nucleotides. The record is from the annotation of a GenBank genome assembly. Lineage: Eukaryota; Metazoa; Rotifera; Eurotatoria; Philodinida; Philodinidae.
AUGGCUCUGCUUGAUGAGGCAGAUGCCUGUUUAAAACGGAAUGGAUUAAUUCCAGAUGGUCCGAUUAGCGAACACAAUAAUAUCUACGAAAUAGUUCUUACAUUAUAUUCUGGAAGAGCUACUGUGACAAAAAGUUUGACGAAUUCAACAUCGAAUCUUCAGUUGAAAAAGCUCACCAUUUUGGCUAAUACAACAGAAGAGCCAAUAUUACGAUUAUUAAAGAAGAAAUUGUCGGGAGAUGCACCAAAUCAAUUUGCUGAACGAUCACUUUUUCUUUUUAUUACUACUCCACUUACUCUUGAAAAACCAUUUCCACCAUUAUGGAACUUCGAUCAAGAACCUACAAUAAAUCAAGUGGCUUUUACAGCGAGUCAAUUGAAUAAUCUUGAUUUUUAUUAUGAAACAACUGCACGUCUAAUGACUAUUGCAUAUGGCAAUUUAUUGUGCAAACUAAUGAUUAAAAAUGGAAAGGUCGAUAAAUGGCUCACAGCUCGACUGGGUAAAUCACGUGAGCAUCUACAUAGAUUAGCUGUAAAUCUUCAAUUAGUUCAGUUAACAUUUGAUCUUAUCGACAAAUACAAAAAUGAUUUUGGUGAUCUAAAUCGUGGAUUAAAUGAUUCGAUAUUUCAACAACGAAUGAAAUCAAUAGUUAAUCAAUUUCUUGGCCGAACUGAUGAUCAAGCCAGAAUUAAACUUGAAAUUCGAUUAUCUAUUUCAAAUUCUGCUGUAAAAUUGCUAAAUCUACUACUUCGUCAAUACAUAUGUAUUUUUGGAGACGAAAAUAUCUAUUUGUACGUAUCUGACUCUAGUUCUUUAAUUUGA